This is a messenger RNA of Rhincodon typus (whale shark), 1164 nucleotides long. It is a transcript of the gene sh3bgrl, whose product is annotated as SH3 domain binding glutamate-rich protein like. The transcript is spliced from 4 exons. Gene Ontology annotation, cellular component: cytoplasm. The coding region runs from base 117 to 461 and encodes 114 amino acids. The record is from RefSeq and is a predicted model, not a curated record. NCBI's taxonomy places the organism in Eukaryota, Metazoa, Chordata, Chondrichthyes, Orectolobiformes, Rhincodontidae.
UUGAACAUCUGCUUUUUUUUUGCACACUGAGCUGCAGUGUUCAGACUGUGUGCUGUGCGUCCCCACUCUGAGUGGCAGCUGCUACGUACCUGGCGUUCCACCGCUACACAGACAGCAUGGUGAUUAAAGUCUUUAUCGCAUCCUCCUCCGGUUCCAAAGCGAUUAAGAAGCAGCAACAAGAGAUAUUGGACUACCUACAGGCAAACAAAAUUGAGUUUGAAAGAUGUGACAUUGCAAUCAGUGACGAAAGCAAAAUGUUUAUGAGGGAGAAUGUUCCAGAGAACUGCCGACCUGUAGGUGGAAACCCACUUCCACCUCAGAUCUUCAAUAAUGACCAUUAUUGUGGGAACUUUGAAGCAUUUUUCGAUGCCAGAGAGAACAAUGCUGUCUAUGCAUUUCUAGGCCUGAUGGCGCCACCUGGAUCAAAGGAAGCUGAAGCCCUUGCAAAACAAGAAUCUUAAACUCCAAUUUCAUCGCAUCAAAUAUUAUCAGCAAACCAGACUAUUCUAGUGUGAGCAAAAUAUGAUUUAGGAUUGUGUAGAAUUUAUUGGGGAGGACCAUGUGGGAUUUAAAAAAGCCUCUCUCGCUUAGUUAAAACACCCAGAUUUUAUUAACAGCCAGUAACGGGUGACAGUGGACCACUGGGUUUAAAUGAAGCGUGUAUUGAAUAUAAUUACUUUUCGUAAUAGUUUAUUUGAGCUUAUUUUUCUACUUGAUCAUCUGAUUUAAGCAGACACCCAAAAUGUUAUCAAAAGAAAAGUUGUAGUAAACAUUUCUUCACCUAGCAUUUUUGUGUUCUUUCCAACUUUUACACUUUUAAUUCUGAUGGUCCCACAAAACAAGCUCUCUUGAGGCCGAAGUUUGAGCAUUGAGUUAAUUUCACUAAUUCUACAGUUCCGCUCUCUCACUUCUGGUCUCUAUCCACUUCAACUCUUUAUGUCAUGUAUAGGGAGCUUGUUUUUUUCCUAUUGUCUUGUGCUGGUCUCCUUGGAAUCCAAUUCCUGAACCAAAGGACAAAUCAGAUAAAUGUGCCAUGUUACCUUGUUCAUUUCAUGGAGAUUAUAUUGUUAUUUCAGGUUUUUAACAAUGCUCAAAUGGAAGCGUCUGGAGAAAGACUGAGAACCUGACUUGUAAUAAUGCUAGAUUAAACACAGUUAAACUGAA